Molecule: messenger RNA, 1642 nt
Organism: Wasmannia auropunctata (little fire ant)
Lineage: Eukaryota; Metazoa; Arthropoda; Insecta; Hymenoptera; Formicidae
Product: BRCA1-A complex subunit Abraxas-like
Exons: 9
Biological process (GO): mitotic spindle assembly; attachment of spindle microtubules to kinetochore; protein K63-linked deubiquitination
Cellular component (GO): nucleus
Molecular function (GO): microtubule binding; polyubiquitin modification-dependent protein binding
Source: RefSeq, a predicted model, not a curated record
AGGAAGCAAAGAGAAACUGACCGGAGAGCAUCUCUCGAUUUUACGGACCGACAAGGAUAAUUUUACUGCGACAGACGAUAAGAAUCUCCAGUGCCAAGGCAACAAGGCCGGAACGGAAUCCAGUGAGCUGCUUGCGGCAGGUUAUAUUGGCGGCGCAUACAAUACACGGCCAACGUCAGAGCGCGGGGCCGAGCCGAGCGAGCGGGCGAUCGUCGUCAACAUGGCGGACGGCGACUUGCUCGUCACUAUUUCGGGCGCGGCGCUUUCGCUGCUGUUCUACGAAAAUGUGCGCAGCGUCGGCGAGCAGAUGGGCUUUCUCCUUGGGGAGGCGCUCGAAUUCAUCGUCAAGACCUACACCGACUCCGACAAUCAAGUGGAGACCGUCAAGCUUCACAUCAACGUGGAAACCAUUGUGACGUGUCCUCUGAUCGAUCUUUUGCACGACUCCACCGGUCGGAUUAACAAGGAGAAACUGAAGGAUUUUGUGCGUGACAAGAGCAAGCAGGUGAUUGGUUGGUUCCGCUUCCGUAGAAACACCAGUAGCUUGAUCCCAACAAUGAGGGACAAGGUACUGCAUAAGCAGUUUGCCUCGCAUUUCUCCGGUGGAAACGCCUCCAUGGAAGAGUUCUUUCUCACCUGUCUUCUCAACGCCUCCACCUCCGAAACACGCGGCACUCACAAGUUUCGACAUGUGUUCCUAAGGCAUAAGCGAGGGGUAUUUGAGCCGGUUCCUCUGAGAAUAAACAAUCUGGGUGAUGAUGCAUCUAGACACGACGGCUCAGAUUAUAAGCCAACACCUGUUAGAAAGUCUGCAUGCUUACCUGAUGGUUUCACCGAAUUGAUAGCAUCUUUAAAACUGGACAUGACGAGGAAAAGUGGAUUAGAUUCCGCUAUGGUGAUCCAAAAGGCCGCCGAACGGCAUCUGACGUCACUGAUCCCGAAAGUAUGCGAGUCCGAUCUGGAAGUGGCCGAAUUGGAGAGGCAAGUGCGCGAACUGAAAGACAAGAUCGCAGCGCAGCGAUUAACCAGGAAAACGAAGGUGAACGGUGAGAGCUACGAGAGGACCUCUAAAGCAAACAGGGAGAAUUGCUGUUCAGAGAAAAUCGAUUCCUCGACGAAAGACGAGGCGAUGAAAAUCGGCGAUGACAUGCGUCUUCAUAGGGAACACAUCCCGUCCUGCGCCCAGCCAGUUAUUUCUAAUAACUGGAUACCGAGUCGCAAUACAGCCGCCAGCAUCGCUAAGAGCGUCGUAAAUCAGGAAAAAAAUCGCCGCUCGGGACGCGGCAAUCUGCAGGAAGAUAGCAAUCAACAGCAAGAUACUUGCGCACAACCAACGCAAAAUUCCGUCAAUAGCAGGCGUUCGUUCAUUCCGGAAAUUACCACCGAGUCAAUCUGUCAGGAAGGUAGCGAAGCAGGCAUGGGUAGAGGUAGAGGAAGCAUUCGAGGUAAUCCCGAAUUGUCGGGAAUGAAGAAACGUCGUAAUCCAAGCACAUCCCAGGUGCAUUCCUCCCAAGAAAGAAGUAUUACUCCGGAACAGGAUUUCUCUGACGCCGAUUGUCCUCCUUCUCCUGCUGCCGUACCCCUUAGCUCCUCUGUUCUCAGGUCUUACAGCCAAGUAGCAAAAAAGACAGGUCUGGACAAA